Messenger RNA from Penicillium taxi, 1554 nucleotides. RefSeq lists its product as uncharacterized. The transcript has 4 exons. Gene Ontology annotation, biological process: transmembrane transport. The coding region runs from base 1 to 1554 and encodes 517 amino acids. NCBI's taxonomy places the organism in Eukaryota, Fungi, Ascomycota, Eurotiomycetes, Eurotiales, Aspergillaceae. The record is from RefSeq and is a predicted model, not a curated record. Gene Ontology annotation, molecular function: transmembrane transporter activity.
AUGGAUUCUCCAAGCAGCGGCAGAAAGUCAGUUAUCGUCGACGCAGAAGACGAACUCAAGUUUCCUUUGCAGAAUCAUUUGCGAAAUGAACAUCAUCUUGAGAUUACCAAAGAUGGAAAGUUCGUAAGGUGGUAUCGCGAAAAUCCGAAGCACCCAAGGAACUGGAGUACAAGUCGGAAAAUCUACGAUGUUGGACUUGUAUGCCUUCUGGAUCUUAUUAUAACUGCUAGUAGUACUGCAGGCGCAGCGGCAGCAAAAGCAGCAGAGCAGGAUUACCAUGUUACCCCGACCUAUGCGACAUUUUGCUUCGUGACAUUAUUCUUGCUUAGCCAAGCUGUCGGCAGUAUUAUAUUCCCUCCAUGGUCUGAAUCCUUCGGCCGCAAGUAUACGUACAUUUUCUGCAGCGCUCUUAGCUGUAUCUGCUGCUUGGUGAUCGGAGUGGUGGAGUCGAACUCUGCGGCUAUCACCAUGAGAAUAAUCGCCGGAUUUUUGGCUUCUAUCCCGGCCACUGUGGUGGGCGGAAGUAUUGAAGACAUGUUCAAUUCCCAAGACCGAAUCUGGGUGAUGUUCUUCUGGACAGUUGCAUCAAAUAUUGGCAUGAUUAUUGGACCUAUCAUGAGCAGCCAUUUGAUUGAACUGCUUAACUGGCGAUGGGUUUUCUAUGUGUAUGCAAUCGCUCUUGGUAUUACAACUGGCGCUCUCUGGUUUAUCCGCGAGUCGCGAUCUUCCUUGCUCCUCACACGCGAAGUGAAUAUACUCCGAAAUGAGAUAUUGUCACUUCCUCCAGCAUUGAGCCAUGAUCAUUCCAUGGACUUUGCAACUUUUACCAAAGAAGCCCUCUUCCGCCCUGCUCAAUUUUUCUUCAGAGAGCCCAUAAUAUUUGUCACCGCCAUCAUGAUUUCGGUUUCUAAUUCCAUCAUAUUCAUUUUUACCGAGGCAUUGCAACCAAUCUAUCAAAAUUUGGGGUUUUCUGCCGCUCAGGCAUCCCUUAUAUUCAUGGCUAUCGGGUUGGGUGUCUGCUUCAGCACAUUGACCCGCAUUCUGGACACCCACAUUUUUAACAAAAAGCGUCGCCAAGGCCUAACCACCAAGCCAGAAGACAAACUUUUGGGACUAAUCAUUGGUUCUCCGGCCUUGGCAAUUGGUCUCUGGUGGUUUGCCUGGACGAUCCCUCCCAUCCUAAAGAGUGCGAACAUCCCGUGGAUCGUUCCCACCAUGUCUCUGGUCCUGGUUGGAUACGCUUUAACCGAGAUAGACACUUUGAUGUAUGGGUACAUAGCCGACAGCUAUCUGACUUAUUCAGCUAGUGCUACUGCUGCAGUGGCAUUCCUGCGCGGAGUGCUCUGUGGGACUUUCCCUCUCUUCACAAACCAAAUGUUCCAUUGGAUGGGGGCGAACAUUGCUGUUUCUGUUUUGGCAAGUGUGGCAACCGUUUUUUGCGCUGUACUGCCCUUGUUUAUGUGCUAUGGAGAGCGAAUAAGACGACGAAGUCGCUUCGCAAACCACAGCUGGGAGAUCCAGAAAGAGAUUGGAAACGACGAUGAUGAUCUAUGA